AUGCCCCUAUUUGAGACGGUGAAAAGUUUUGUACAGAGCCCGACAGAAUCUAAAGUUAAACAAGCUACCAAUGAAGAUGAAACAAUGGGCGCUACGGGGACGUUGAUGAAUGAAAUCUCAGUACUAACGUAUAGUCCCAAGACUUUGAAGGAGAUUGUCCAAGUACUUAAGAAACGUCUUUCAGGAUAUUCCAGAAAGACUAGUCAUAAGAAUUGCAUUUUCAUCAUUAAGACUUUGACAUUGAUGGCAUAUUUAAUUAACAAUGGAUCCAAUGAAUUUGUAGCAUGGAUUCGUAACAAUUCAUCACUAAUAUCCAAUUUAAUAUCUGAAAAGGUGGAGUACCCUAAAGAUGAUAAGAUGGGACCCGAGAUUAAAUCCAUUGCUGCAGAUCUAAUGGAAUUAAUACAGGAUGAUGAUUUAUUGGAAGAACGAAGGAAAGAUGUUGUUCAAUUCAGAUCAAGUAUUUCAUCCCCGGGGAGGAAGUCUACAGAUAAUUCUCAUUUGAAAAACAUAAUGUCUCCUGGGGAGAAUGUGGUUAGGUCACACUCGACAUCUGACAGGAGAGAAGAUGGCAUUGAUCGGAUGCUAAGACCAUUAUCACCUGAUUUACACACGGGAGCCCGGACGGCCAAUUACAGAUCGGGCACUACCAGUUUGGAUCUAAAGAGAAGGCCUGUCAGAAACACGAACGAAUAUGCUCGAUUCAACCUGGAUCCAUUGAAAGAGGAGGAUACUGUCCCAGAUGAAAGAUCAGAAUUAUUCAAGAGUCGAAAAGAUAACGUAAGCAAGAAUCCCUUCAGAUGA
This is a messenger RNA of Naumovozyma castellii, 804 nucleotides long. It is a transcript of the gene ENT4, whose product is annotated as Ent4p. The transcript has a single exon. The record is from RefSeq and is a predicted model, not a curated record. Bases 1 to 804 code for a protein of 267 amino acids. Lineage: Eukaryota; Fungi; Ascomycota; Saccharomycetes; Saccharomycetales; Saccharomycetaceae.